AUGAAGUUGCAGAAGUCUACCCGGACUCAGAUGGCGAGGAUGUGGGAAGAUGUUGCAGGAGACCUUCGGUGGCAGAAUAUUUGGAAGUUCUUGUGUCAUGACAAGCCUGAACCACCUGAUGAACAUUCUCAUCCGCCUGACUCUCAAGAAAUUGUGACUCCCAAGAAAGGAAAAGCAUCCAAGAAGCCUGCAGCUGAUGAAAAUCAUAGAGGCCUCACAGACUUGGACAACAAGCUCUCACCAAUUGCAAAGCCAAACAGGCCCAAGCGGAUUGGAGCUGACGGCAAACCCAGAGCAGUUCCAGUAGCGCUUCCAGCGCCAAAAUCGCCUCUCAAGUUCAAGACGCCUGAAGAUGCUGCUGCUCAGUCUCUUGUAGAGCCACCAAUGCCAGAUGUUGAAGACCUCUUCACCAUGGCCAUGGAGGAGAACACGAAAAAGCGCCCUCAAUCAGACGCAGAGAUGGCGGAAGAUGACCAGGAGAGAUUGGACAGCAAGAAAGUUCGCAGGUCUGAGCACAGGAGAUCUUACAAGACAGCUCCUGUCACAGAGAACAAGAGACGAGAGGCUCUUGUCAAAUCAUUUCUGGCUAAGCACAAUCUCACCUAUGGCAGGUAUAUUUCCUUUCACCGCAUGAGUGCAAGGGUCCGAACAUCCGCGGGAUGUGAAACAGGGGGGCCUCCAGAUGGUGGAUAUGUGGCUCUUCGCAAAGCUCUUCAGCAAGCACAAUUUCCCAAACGCGGGAUUUGCUGUACUUGGCUUCGCGAAAACGGAGUGACUGUCGACAAACUUGCUGAUUUGUUUGAUGGUGCAACUGCACGGGAUUCCGAAGAGUUCUCUCUUGUGCCAACAAACACGGACACGGAGGGCACACACAAAAGGAAGCGAGAUGAUGCCGAAGAGUUGCAAGCCAUCAAGGACUAUAUCGAGUCUGUUUCUGAACACAUCCAGCUGGUCGAGAACGGCACGGGUGAGCUUCGAUACCGCUGCCGCCUGUGCACCUCCAAAAAUCAUCCGCAAGGGAAGGACAACAUUCUACAAAGAAGAGUUCUAUCUUCUGUGAAGCAUUUCAUCAACACGCACCUGGGCAGUGUCAGACAUGUGCAGAGAUUGGAACAAAUGGACAUUCAAGCUGACACAGAUCAGUCCAAUAGGGCUGGUGAACAAGUUCCAUGCGAGGGAUACUGUGUCAGCAACAGCGGUUCCAGUGGAGUUCUUCAUUUCUACUUGGAGGAAUUCAAGUUGUGGGCUGCUCAUAGCAAGCUUGAUGGGGUGGUUUCACACAGCUAUUGGCAGGAUGCGGGCUUGGGUCAUUGGUAUCUCCGCCACAAAGAUUGCAGCAAGGUGACUAUGAAGAUGGAAUCUGAUCCUUAUCCGUGCUGUUCCAAAUGCCAAGACCUUGGAGAUCGAAAGAAAGUGGUGAAGGUGGUCCUACGCUUUGUCUCCAAAUUCUACUCGGCAUUGCUACUGAACAAACGGCUCUUUGCAUGCCCAGAGGAGGUGUCAGAGUUUGAGAACGUGAUUAUGUCAAGUGCAUUUGGUCGGAAUCAUUCUCAGCACUGGAAGAAUCAGACUGACACAACCUUGGUGGAACACCAACGAAUGGUGAGAGCAGCUUGGUCAACGGUGAGCCCAGACAACCGGACGCAGGCCAUGGAACACUUCAUCAGCGCAGUGGUGACCCCUGUCCUGAAGAUCAAUGUCUCCGCUGCCAGUCCACACAUGACGAACCUCUCCUCUCAGUUUGUUCAAGCCCUUGCUGGAAGGAAAUUGAACGAAUUGGAGCAAGUCAAUCUGUCCAUAGCCCGCGCUGCCGUGAGUGGCAAACUGGAUGCCAAUCCAAUCUUGCAAGGCAUCAUAGUGCAGUGCAUGCGCCGUUUGGACAAACAGGCACGGGGUGUAUCCAGUGUGGGACGUCAGCAGGCUUGCUCGGCAACGGAGGAGCGCUUGAUCUCCAAUGCCGCGUUUACUUUUGCUCUUGCAGGGGCCAACCGGGAGCUUGCUAGUGAAUUGGGUCAAAAUCUCAGGCCUCCUGCCCUGAAUGUGUACAAGUUGCCAGAGUUGUCGCUCCCCAACCCAAUGCUGGCGCUGCGGAAAUCCCAGGCAUCUCAGUUACAGCAGAAUAUUGAACUGGUCGACCAAUUCUAUCAGCGAUUGGAAAAGCAGAAGUCACGCAGAUUGAUCAUGGCACUGGACCACACGUAUUUGCAAAGAGGGUUUGGACAAGCCAAGCUACAGGAAGUUCCAGGCCUCAUUGGUGGAUGCUGGCAUCCUGACCAUGACGAUGGGCGGGACGAUAGAAGCUUCAUGGAGCUCAAAGAUUUGCCAACAGACGCGCUUUCUUCUCAAAAAGCGCCCCUGAUGCUUGAGUGCCUUGUGUGGGAUCCUGCGGCACAUCACUCUCGGCCUCUAUCGCUGGCGUCGAUGCCAAUGUCGCUGAAGGCUAGCCAGGCAAAUGAUGUCAAUGCGGAGCGCAAUCACGGCAAACGGGAGAUGAUACGGGUGCUGAAUCGUAUCAUGACAACAGCGCACUGGCUUGUGAAGGGAGUUACCUUUGACGGACAUGGUUCCAAUGCAUGGAUCAGAGAUAUUCUCUUUGGGCAGUUUGAGACAGUGAGCCCUCAGGAGAUCGAGGAUCUUGAGUGGUUCCAGAGUUUGACGUGGGAGGAUUUGCCUCCACACGUUAUCCCAAAUCUGCCGCUCAAGCUUUGCAUUCAUGGCGGGAGUCCCGUGUGGGCUUUGCCUGGAGUUUGUCACGCCGUGAAAAACAUUGGCGGACAAUUGACAAGCCCAUUGAGAUCCAUCAUGAUGGGCUCCUACCUGUGCGACCACAGUGGGUGUCUCAGGUUUGGUAUGCCUCCAACGGCCUACACUCGCAGCGAGGCUAUGUCAGACGCUUUGCAUGCAAUGAUGUUCAACCCGUAUUUCGUGGUCAAUGAACCAGCGCCUGGUUCUGAAUUUCUUGUUACACUUUGUUUUGUGACUGUGUCUUUUAUGAUUUUCUAG
Messenger RNA from Durusdinium trenchii, 3003 nucleotides. The record is from the annotation of a GenBank genome assembly. Lineage: Eukaryota; Dinophyceae; Suessiales; Symbiodiniaceae.